UCCUAUAUGCUGUGUUCGUGUGUUCAUGAUGCAUCGCCAUUUACGAGCUACACGUAGGGACAAUCUGGGAUUCAAGAAUCUAUUUUUACUUAGCCUGCUAGUCACGGGGCAACGACCAUGCGAUGCAUAGCCACCGAUGAUUUUUUAAAAGUCAUUGCCCCGACUAGACCCGAAAUCAAACGUCAAGGUGCGAGUAACUCGACCAUCAAGUGAAUGUAAAGGAAGCAUUUUGCGGUUUAAUGAACGGCCCAAGAUGGCGGCGCGCGGAGCGAGCACAGAGCGCAGUCGGCCUCGAGCUCCGGGCGGCGCGCGCGCAACACAGACAAACGGUGAAAGGACGCAUGACUCAUAGCAACGAUAGAGAUGAACGAGUACGCGGAGUACGACUGGAAGCUGCAGCAGAUUCAGAAUGAAAGGCUCUGUGACGUGUCCAGGAAGAGACUUACGGAUGGGGACAGGCAACGAGCUCUGGAUGGCCUCAAGGACGCCGUAGACUCGAGUCUCAACUUGGCCCUUCGCGACAAGAGCCGCUGUCAAGACGAUAACUUUCUGCGACGGUUUCUAUACGCCCGUAAACACGACGUUCAGCAGAGUUUUGAGUUGUUGGUACGUUACCAUCAACAUCGUCGGGAGCAUCCGGAACUAUGGGCGAAUGCGGACGGCGGUGUGUUGAGGGCCCUCGCCGAUGGACUCCCAGGCGUGCUGGCGCAACGUGACCGGCGCGGUCGUUGCGUGCUCAUUAUGUUUGCAUCCAAUUGGACUCCGCAUGCAUGCCCUCUAAUAUCUGUGUUCCGUGCCCUGCUUCUCACACUAGAAAGGACUCUUAAUGAAGUGCAAAAUCAAGCCAACGGAUACGUUAUCGUUGUUGACUGGACAGAGUUUACGUUUAAACAGUCGUGUAGCUUACAAGCGAAAAUCCUAAAAAUGAUGAUCGAUUGUUUGCAAGACUGCAUGCCGGCGCGGUUUAAAAGCAUACAUUUCAUUGGACAGCCAUGGUAUGUAGAAACAGCAUUAGCAGUUAUCAAGCCCUACCUAAAAGCGAAAACCCGUGAAAGAAUAGUUCUACAUGGGAACAAUCUAUCUACAUUACAUGACGCAUUACCGUUGGAUAUUUUACCAGCGGAGUUAGGCGGGGAAGGGCCUUCCUAUAACUCUGAACAUUGGUUACAAGAAUUCUGCCGUUGUGAAAACAUAGAUGCCAAGCCCGUGUCGGUGGCGGUGCCCCCCGCGCCCGUCGAUAACGAUCUUCCUGCGGCGAAACUCAACAAAGCGUAUAAACAAAAAGAUAAUCAGAACUUUUCUUUUCAUGGAAACGAAAAAAGUGCAAAGUCUGAGCUGCUCCGUGAUAAAGAUUGACUCAUUUGUAAGAUCCCCAAGUGAUUGCGAUGGACAGCUGUACCACGGCGCCGUUAGGGCGUGCCAGUUCAUACUUAUGUAUUACGUACUUUGUGAAUGCAUUUUGUGAUAUCGAGUGUAUUUCUAAUUUAUUAUACUUCGGGUUGCGUUAAAUAUUUGUGACCAAAUUUAAAAGUGCCUAAAUUAAAAUAACUUUGAACGCAUAAAUAAAAUUCAGCCUCGCAUGUGAAUCAGUCAAAAUGUGUAUCUGUUACAAUUUGUAUGUAGGAAAACAUUAGAUCGGCGCUCCCCAGCAUUUUACGGACUGCAUUGCGCGGGCGCACAUAACGGUUUUGUGCUUUCUAUAAGUUUGAAAGAAAAUGUAUCGAAUAAUACAAAAAAAUAUAUAUCUAUAUAUUCCUGUACUAUUUGAUAUUACACAGCUAUUGUCAAAUUUUGAAGUACCUAAGUUGGUUCUUGUAAUUUGUAAGAUUUAUAAGACUGACCAUGAUUUGAUUAAGAUAUUUUAGAUGUUAAAACGCUUUCAUAAUUUUGCGAGGCUUAUUGCGCAUUUAUUACAAUUUAAGAUUUGAUGUGGUUGUAUAGAAAUAUUGUAAUGACUAACAUAAUCAAAUCGAUUAAGAUAAUUACUAGAUAAUUGAUCUAGAAUACUUUUCGGUGUCUGUGGGAGCUAAAUGUAUAUAGCUCUCACGUCGCCUGAUCAGCUCUCUUGAAAUAAUUAAUUAAAUGUAUAAACUUGACCCGUCCAGUCUAUAAAAUGUAAAUUGGAACGACUUACAUAAUAUUAUACAACUUUAUAUUACUUUUGUUCUAGUUGCUUUAUCGAUUCCCGCGUAAAAGAUAAUUGUAAAUAUAAUAUCGAUUUAUCGAUAAGCCUGCGACGUGCUACAUCUCUUAAUUUGAUAUUAAUAAACUUUAUGAAUAUA
This is a messenger RNA of Danaus plexippus (monarch butterfly), 2282 nucleotides long. RefSeq names its product clavesin-2-like. Bases 364 to 1356 code for a protein of 330 amino acids. NCBI's taxonomy places the organism in Eukaryota, Metazoa, Arthropoda, Insecta, Lepidoptera, Nymphalidae. Gene Ontology annotation, cellular component: membrane. The record is from RefSeq and is a predicted model, not a curated record. The transcript is spliced from 2 exons. Gene Ontology annotation, molecular function: phosphatidylinositol bisphosphate binding.